Molecule: messenger RNA, 1113 nt
Organism: Rotaria sp. Silwood2
Lineage: Eukaryota; Metazoa; Rotifera; Eurotatoria; Philodinida; Philodinidae
Source: the annotation of a GenBank genome assembly
AUGGGUAGUUUACCUGAUGCUAUUAAACAAUUACGUGAAGAAUCGAAAUAUAUUCAUAUACUUUCACGUGCUCAUAAAACAUUAGAUGAAUCUGUACCCUGGUUUCCAAGAAAAAUGCGUGAUUUAGAUCAAUUUGCUAAUCGUGUACUUUCUUAUGGAUCAGAAUUAGAUGCUGAUCAUCCAGGUUUUCGUGAUGUACUCUAUCGAAAACGUCGAAAAGAAUUUGCUGAUAUUGCACAUCAAUAUCGUCAUAAUCAACCAAUACCACAUGUUACAUAUACAGAACAAGAAAUUUUGACAUGGGCAACUGUAUUUCGUGAAUUAACGCAACUUUAUCCAGCACAUGCAUGCAAAGAAUUUAAUAAUGUUUUUCCAUUACUUAUUGAUAAUUGUGGUUAUAAUGAAACGAAUAUACCACAGUUAGAAGAUGUAUCACAAUUUCUUCAAGAUUGUUCGGGUUUUCGACUUCGACCAGUAGCUGGUCUUUUAUCAUCACGAGAUUUUCUUGCUGGUUUAGCUUUUCGUGUAUUUCAUUCUACGCAAUAUAUUCGUCAUCAUAGUGUACCUAUGUAUACACCUGAACCUGAUGUUUGUCAUGAAUUACUUGGUCAUGUACCACUUUUUGCUGAUCCAGAUUUUGCAGAAUUUAGUCAAGAAAUCGGCAUGGCUAGUCUGGGUGCACCAGACGAAUAUAUAACUCGUUUAGCAACAUUAUAUUGGUUUACUGUUGAAUUUGGUUUGUGUAUGGAAAGUGAUGAACGAAAAGCUUAUGGCGCUGGUCUUCUUUCAUCAUUUGGUGAAUUACAAUAUUGUGUCUCGGACAAACCAUCAAUUAUGCCAUUUGAUCCAUUUCGUGCUUCGAUUCAACCAUAUCCAAUAACAAGUUAUCAACCUACAUAUUUCUUAGCUGAAAGUUUUAAAGAUGCAAAAGAAAAAUUACGACAAUAUGCAUUGACCAUUCCACGUCCAUUUAGUGUGCAUUAUAAUCCAUAUACACAAACAAUUGAAGUUAUUAAUGGUAAAGAACAAAUUGUGAAUAUGGUUCGAACAUUAAGAAAUGAUAUGGAUGUUGUUCUUGAUGCUCUUCGAAAAACAGAACUGACAACAAAUUAA